CAGUUCACCCGCGCCACCCUGUCACUUGUCACGCCAUUCGCCAAACAAACGUUCGCUUUUUUUGUUAUGGAAAAGAUCGGCUGCUGAGAGGCUGCGCCCUGACGAUGAUGGCCGGUAAUAUGUCGAACAACGUGGAGAAUUUGUCGCCGCAAACGAUCCGAAUGGUGGCGCGCGAGAUGCAAGAGCUGGCCAACAGCCCCCCGGAGGGCAUCAAGGUGCAGGUGAACGAGGAGGACAUCACUGACAUCCAGGCAAUGGUUGAGGGCCCCGCAGGUACCCCCUACAGCGGGGGCAUGUUCCGCGUCAAGCUGUCACUCGGCAAAGGAUUCCCGACGGAGCCCCCCAAAGCCUACUUUUUCACCAAGAUUUUCCACCCGAAUGUGGCGCCCAACGGGGAGAUCUGCGUCAACACGCUGAAGAGGGACUGGAAGUCGGAUCUCGGACUCAAACACAUCCUGCUGACCAUCAAGUGUCUGCUGAUCGUGCCCAAUCCGGAGUCGGCGCUCAAUGAGGAGGCGGGCAAACUGCUGCUGGAGCACUACGACGACUAUUUCCAGCGGGCGAAAAUGAUGACCGAAAUCCAUGCGCAGCCCCACAAGAGCAAAGCGUGCGCCCCCGAGGGGCCGCAGGCCAAAAAGGCGGCCACCGACAAGAAGCUGGCCGCCGACAAGAAGAAGGUCCUCAAGGAGAAGAAGCGCACGCUGAAGCGCUUAUGAGAGGUGUGUGUGUGUUGAUAUGUGUAGAUUUUGUAUUAAGUGUGCCGCCCCCACAGGGGGGCGGCGGCCAUUUUCGUGCAAUCCCAUUGAUUUGUGCGUGCGAUUACGAUGAUUUUUAUUUAAUUUUAAUAAAACGUGAUUGAUUCUGAACAAAA
Dendroctonus ponderosae (mountain pine beetle) is the source of this 871-nucleotide messenger RNA. RefSeq names its product ubiquitin-conjugating enzyme E2 S. NCBI's taxonomy places the organism in Eukaryota, Metazoa, Arthropoda, Insecta, Coleoptera, Curculionidae. The coding region runs from base 105 to 716 and encodes 203 amino acids. The record is from RefSeq and is a predicted model, not a curated record. The transcript is spliced from 4 exons.